AAACGGACAUAAUGGCCGAUAGGAUCCCCAAGAGAGACAGAACAACGACGGACCGCUGACUGUAAGAGUGCGUCAUCUUCUAAUAAGAUUCAAAAAGGUGGUCCAUUGAUGCGAAAAUGGCCGAACAAAAAAGGAGUCUGCAUUGGAUUGGCUUGCAUGCAUGGUGACAAGAGGCGGAGGAGGAGGGCGGUUUGAGUCAACCCAGCUGUGUGAGGGCAGUGCUCUCCUUCUACAUCAGGUUGUCAUCUCUGUUGACACACACCGUCUCACACACUCACUUCAUCCUCUGGAUCGGACGUCUCCUGUGCCUUCAUUGAUGUGCAAACGAGUGUGAUCAACGAUCAGAGGUGUCUAACUGCAGGAAAAAUGGGAAGAAAGAAAAUACAAAUUUCUCGCAUUGUGGAUCAGAGAAACCGACAGGUGACGUUCACCAAGCGCAAGUUCGGCCUGAUGAAGAAGGCGUACGAGCUGAGCGUGUUGUGCGACUGCGAGAUCGCCCUCAUCAUCUUCAACAGCACCAACCGACUCUUCCAGUACGCCAGCACCGACAUGGACAAGGUUCUCCUCAAGUACACCGAGUACAGUGAGCCGCACGAGAGCCGCACCAACACCGAUAUUCUGGAGACUCUGAAGAGGAAAGGCCUUGAGCUGGAUUCUUCGGAGCUUGAUGGCGAUGAAAGCAUGCAGGCUCCGCCCCUGCGCUCCCCGGAAGCGCAAUUCCUAAUGUCGGAGAGCAGCUUCCCAGUCUCAUCCGGACCCGGCGUGGCCCCCCACAGUGCCUUUAAAUGCGCCAGCCCGGCUCCAGCAACAGCUCAUGCCUCCUUCAUGUCACCACACUCAGGUAUCGGCUACUCCGUCUUCUCCCACAUGAGCCGAGGUCUCCACCCGAAGACUCCUCCCCCUCCCCUGUCACCUCUGACCCUGUCAGCCAAUCAGGGCUCACGCACCGGCCCGAAUCCCGCCGUGAGCCGGGGGCUCCUGUACCAGACGGGCCUGCAUGGCGCCACGGGCAAAGGCGGGCUGUUCGGCCACACCCUGGCUGGUUACGGUCUCGCCUCCGCCGGGGCUUCAGAGUACAGCCAGCCAAGUUUCUAUCACUCUGUGAGUCUGCAGCGAAGCGCCGUGAACUCCUGGCAAACAACGCAGCCUUCAAACCAGCUCCAUGGGCCUCAUUUAAGUCAAGGGAUGUCCACCGGGGUCUGCUCUUUCCCCUCUCCACCUUUCUCCUCUACCCUAUCGCAUCCUCCCUGCCUGGGCGUGCACAUCAAAUCUGAGAGCAGCUCUCCCGAGCUGCAUGCAUCCUCCCCGGCCUCGUCCCCACUACACGGCCUCGGGCGAGACCAAUCGCCCAUGAGCAGACCCGGCUCGGCUCACCGCAGCCCCUCAGAACCGGAGCCCGAGAUGUACUUGUGUGACGGAGAAGAUGGAGGGAUGCAGAGGCAAUCGCACAUGUGUGAAGGAUGGCAGAGAUAACUAUGCACUUAGUGGAUGGUUUGUUUGGUACACAGACAUAGUUAAGAAAUGUAAUUUAAAAAAAAUGAUUGGUAAGCAAUUGAAAAUGGAUUAAUACAUUUAAAAGGGAUUUUUCUAGAAUUAUAAAUGAAGACUCAAAAUUAAAUUAUCCAGAAUAUAUUAAAAAAUUAUUAAAAGGGUAAAAUCUGGUUGCUUUUAACAUGUUUGAUAGAUGAAUAGCUAUUGAUUACUGUUGUAAAGAUUCCUUUAAUAGCUCUCGUAUUGGAAACCAUUUGAUUGCCUGCGUGUACCUAAUGAACUGUCUGGUCUCAGUCAGAGCUGGUCUCUGCUGGGUGAGGGACACCAUUGAUGUUGUUUUCACCCCUUCCACAUCACCUAAUAGUUCACAUUAGACACACCUUUUUGAUUAUUUUGAUGAUUUGCUUUGUUUGGCACUAUAUUAAAAUGUUCAUGUAUGUCCCCUUAAUAAAAAUACCUAAAUAUC
Molecule: messenger RNA, 1957 nt
Organism: Syngnathus acus (greater pipefish)
Lineage: Eukaryota; Metazoa; Chordata; Actinopteri; Syngnathiformes; Syngnathidae
Gene: mef2b
Product: myocyte enhancer factor 2b
Exons: 9
Coding region: 367-1473 (368 amino acids)
Biological process (GO): positive regulation of transcription by RNA polymerase II
Molecular function (GO): DNA-binding transcription factor activity, RNA polymerase II-specific; protein dimerization activity; RNA polymerase II cis-regulatory region sequence-specific DNA binding
Source: RefSeq, a predicted model, not a curated record